UGAGAGUAGCUUAAGAGGCUGCUGUGGAUCUGCUGCUGAUAUGGAGACUCCAGCCAUCCAUAGACACUGCUCGUCCAACUUUGGUGAGCAGACUGGACGGAUAACGCGCUUUCAUGGCUGUUCUCCCGUCAUAUUAGCAACUCCAAACAUGUCCAAGAGCUUGAAGAAGAAAAGUCACUGGACCAACAGAGCCCAUGACGUUGUGUUGUCCAGGGGUCCGAGUGGUGAGCUCGGGUUCGAGCUGCAGGGAGGCGCGGAGAAUGGACAGUUCCCUGUAAUUGGGGAGGUGAAACUGGACAGGGGCAAACUGAACCAGGACGAGAUACUUCUGGAAGUGAAUGACACCCCAGUUGCCGGACUGACCAUUAGGGAUGUGCGGGCUGUUGUCAGACACUGCAAAGACCCCGUCCGUCUGAAGUGUGUCAAACAAGGAGGUGUCGUGGAUAAAGAUCUCAGGCAGUAUCUCAACCUACGUUUCCAGAAAGGCUCACUGGAUCACGAGCUUCAACAGAUAAUUCGGGACAACCUUUAUCUUCGCACUGUACCCUGUACAACUAGGCAGCCUAAAGAAGGAGAAGUUCCAGGAGUAGACUACAACUUUGUGACCGUUGAGCAGUUUGUGGAAUUGGAGAGAAGUGGAGAUUUGCUGGAAAGUGGAACCUAUGAAGAUAACUAUUAUGGCACGCCCAAGCCCCCGGCAGAGCCCAGCCCACUUCUGCUGAAUGUAGCAGAGCAACUGUUGCCAGGCACCACACCCAGAGCAGAGGGCAAACGCAGACGCAACAAAUCCGUCAGCAACAUGGAGAAGGCUGGCAUUGAGCCACCCGAGGAGGAAGAGGAGGAAAGGCACAUCGUCAACGGCAACGGAGUGGCCGUCACCCCAGAGUCCAGUGAGCAUGAAGACAAAAGUACAGAUGCUUCAGGAGAGAUGCCCACCACAAGCCCCUCCGAGACCCCUACAGAUGCCCCUAAAGAAGAGACUGAACCCCCUAAAUCUCCUCCCAAGCCGGAUGAGAAUGACGACAUGGGUCCUCUACCGGAUAACUGGGAGAUGGCUUACACAGAGAAAGGAGAGGUGUACUUUAUAGACCACAAUACAAAGACGACGUCGUGGUUGGAUCCCCGUCUCGCAAAGAAAGCGAAGCCCCCUGAAGAAUGCAAAGAGAACGAGCUUCCUUAUGGCUGGGAGAAAAUUGAUGACCCUAUUUAUGGAACCUAUUACGUUGAUCACAUAAACAGAAGGACUCAGUUUGAGAACCCCGUUCUAGAGGCCAAGAGAAGACUACAACAGCAACAGCAGAUGCAGAGUCAAGGCCUGUCCUCUCUCCCCCUGCCUACUGUCUACAGAGAAAAGCCUCUAUUCACACGGGACCCCACACAGCUGAAGGGGAGUUUCCUUUCGACAGCCCUGCAGAAAAGCAACAUGGGAUUUGGCUUCACUAUCAUUGGCGGCGAUGAACCGGACGAGUUCCUGCAGGUCAAAAGUGUCAUACCCGACGGACCUGCAGCACAAGAUGGGAAAAUGGCUACAGGAGAUGUGAUCGUCUACAUCAGUGAUGUCUGCGUCUUGGGCACCACCCAUGCCGACGUGGUUAAACUUUUCCAGUCUGUCCCGAUUGGUCAGAGCGUAACCCUCGUCCUUUGCAGGGGUUACCCACUUCCUUACGACCCUGAGGACGCAGCCAGCACCCUGCUCUCCCCUCUUGGCCUCAUUGAGCGCCCUCUACUGGUCAACGGGCGGAACAGCUACGACAGCUACAUGGAAUACAUCUCCCGCACAGCUCGCUUCGUUGAACCUCUUCAAACAACGAUGGGACAGCCGCACCCUAGCGACACCCACCUAGACGCUGGGCCACUCGAGGACAGCGUCUCCAUGGCAUCGUCAGGAGCGGCUGGAGGAGAGCUGCUGACGGUUACCAUGGUAAAGGGGGUGGAUGGUUUUGGAUUCACCAUAGCAGACAGUAAUGGAGGCCAGAGGGUGAAGCAGAUUCUAGAGGCCCAAGGAUGCCCGGGGCUGUGCGAGGGUGAUCUGAUUGUGGAGAUUAACCAGCAACCUGCAUUAACACUUUCACACACACAAGUGGUGGACCUGCUGAAGGAGUGUCUGGUUGGAGCAGAGGCCACGCUGGUCGUACAGAGAGGAGGGGCAGGUCACUUUUCACCUUGGAAAACCUUUAAACAGGUUUUGGAGCAUUGGGAUCCUCACAGCAGUCCCACCACCAGUCUAUCUAUCCAUGCUCUUCCCCACAGUGCUCCAUAUCUACACUGGCCCUCGGGUCCAGAGUUUGACCUGGGCAAGCCUGACCCCUAUAACCUGUACGAGAAGUCCAGGGUUAUCUUUGAGAAUAGGCAGCCAGGGCUUCCUCGAACGGCCCUCCCUGCUGACCCCUCCACGGCUGAGUUCCAUGAGGUGGAGGUGCAUCUGCGAAGACACAAGUCCGGUUUCGGCUUCAGGAUCCUGGGCGGAGAGGAACCAGGACAGCCUAUCCUGAUUGGUGCAAUCAUCGAGAAGAGCCCAGCAGAUAAAGAUGGGCGUCUCCGGCCUGGAGACGAGCUGACGUCGGUCAACGGAAUCCCUGUGGCAGGAAAACCUCACCGUUACGUCAUCGACCUGAUGCACGGAGCGGCCCGGAAUGGCCAGGUUAAGCUCACUGUGCGACGGAGACUUCAGCCUGCAGGAGAACCCUUUCCAGAGAAUGGCCGCAGUCCUGGAUCAACCCAGCACAGCUCCCCAAGGAGUGACUUCAACUCUAGAAUGUUCUCUAAUAACUCUGCCCUAUCCCAGAACUCCGCCCCAUCCACCACAGGCUCCUCCCCACCAGACACUGGAACCAAUCAGAAUCAGCAGCCCAGUGAAGUCACCAUCCAGCGCAAGGAGACUGAAGGAUUCGGAUUUGUUAUUAUCAGUUCACUGAACAGGCCUGAAACUGCGCCUGCUGCUGCUGUGCCUCAUAAGAUCGGGCGAAUCAUUGAGGGAAGUCCAGCAGACCACAGUGGAAAACUGAAAGUUGGAGAUCGUAUACUGGCUGUCAACAAUCAGUCUAUCGUUAAUAUGCCGCAUGCAGACAUUGUCAAACUGAUCAAAGAUGCAGGACUCAGUGUGACACUCAGGAUCAUCACUCAGGAUGAGACGAAUAGCACACCCUCUGCAGGCAGCUCGGAGAAACAAAGCCCAAUGGCUCAGCCCAGUCCAUUGUGCCAGUCCAGCACUGUGAACCAGACCAGUGCUGUUCCUCUGUCCAACUCCACCCCUCAAUCCAACUCUGCACCUCAGCCUAACUCAGAAGCACAACCCAGCCCUGUCACUCAAACCAGCCCAGCCAUUCAGCCCAGCUCAGUGACCCAGCAAAACACGCCUACCCAGCCCUCAACAGUGCCAGGUCUACAGAUUUACAGCCAGGACAGUGGCUACAGGUCAGAAGUGAAAGCAAGACAGGAUGUAAAACCCGAUAUUCGGCAGCCAUUCACUGAUUACCGUCAACCUCCAGUGGACUACAGACACCCUCCUGUAGCAGACUACAGACAGCCACCAACGCUUGAUUACAGGCACCCCCCACUGUUCGAUUACAGACAGCUGUCCACUGACCCACGCACCUUUCCUUUACCAGACUACAGGAUGCCACAGGAUUUUGAUUUCUUUACGGUUGAGUUUGAAAAAGGUAUGAAAGGUUUUGGCUUCAGUAUCCGUGGAGGUCGCGAGUAUAAGAUGGACCUGUUCAUUCUACGAUUGGCCGAAGAUGGACCAGCUAUACGCAACGGACGAAUGAGGGUUGGUGAUCAGAUCAUUGAGAUAAAUGGGGAGAGCACAAGAGACAUGACCCACGCUCGUGCUAUUGAGCUCAUCAAAUCAGGCGGCCACAGGGUUCGUCUGCUACUCAAGAGAGGCACAGGGCAGGUCCCUGAGUAUGCAGAUAGUCCUACCUCCAGGGAUUCUCACACUACAGCCUCCCCAAGUCUGUCGGAAGUAGCACCACCCCUUGACAGCUUGUCCAAUCCAUCAGCUUCUCAUGUGAACCCACACCCUGAUCCACCUCAUACAUCAUCCUUGGAAGCAGCAGUUCCCAAUGGUUCCCAGGGUCCUAGAGGCCCAGAGAGUAGGGCUCUGGAGCAGGCCAGCAAUGUAAAGAAGUCAGCCCUGGCAGGUGGAGUUGGGGGUGGAGGUGGGACCAAGCACAGGGAGGCAGGCAGGACCAACCGUCACUCUAGCGGAGGGAAGAGUCACCAACUACAAUACGCUGAUGAACUUGGGGGAGAACCCUAUGAGUCCAAACCUCUCAAAAGCAGUCAGGUGAAGUUCAAGGAGCGCAGGAGGGAACGGAGCAACACGCCCUCUCGAAAACGAGAGUCCCCUAAAAGUCCCCCACUGGACACCAAUAUCAAUGGGGGAAAUGGAUACCCUGAAUGUAACGGCAACCAGCAAGUGGCUCCAGCGCAACUCAAAGCCCUACUGAAGGAGCCAGAGAAGGGUCAGGUGGAGAGUCGUCCUGACCGCAACUCCAAGAACAACAGCAGAAAUCCACCAGGCAGGAAAGCCACAGUUUCCCCAGGACCCUGGAAGAUCCCGGGUUCUGACAAGCUACCCAGCACCCUACGCUCAGCCACCUCGACUAUCAGCAGAUAACAUCUGACCCCAGUCAAAGGCCUUUCCCCUGGAUUGAUCUUGAUUUUCAAAUUGACACCAUAGGCCUGCUUUGUUCUACUCUUGGACCAAUUUCUGGCCAUUAUUCACCUUGUUUUCUGGGCCUGGGUGGGCUUGGGUUCUGCUUGAUUGCUCUUUACAAGCUUACUCUACUAGGUAGAGCUCGGUUUUAACCUUGUUCGACCAAGUGCCAUGCUUUCCAACCAUCAUUAAAGGCAUUUCCAUGCAUUUCUAGACAGAGCAUUUUUUAUUUAUAUUUAAUCUAAAUUAUUUUAAGAGAUAUAACACCCACCACCUUAAGAACUGGAAGCAUUCACUCCAUAAAAUGGAGCUGCAGUAGAGUGAGUGAUGCAUGUAGCGUGCAAUAAACCCCAUACCGGUUUGAACUGUUGGGAAAAGCACUCAGACAUACAGACUUACAUGCACAGGAGCAACUUACUGACUCUUGACCACCACUGAUGGACACAUCAAUUUUUAUACUCUUUCAUUAAAAAAUUAAGAAUAUGAAGGAGUUUGUUUGAUGUUUUUUUGUGUUAGAAUGAAAAUGAUAAAAAAAAAAAAAAAAAAAAAAUCUAUAUAAAAAGUCACUCAACAAUGGAACUCUGCCUUAAAUAAAGACUCUAUUAACCUCCAACUGUCUGUAACAAAGGUCAGUAAAAUAAAUAUAGAAAUAAAUAUAAUAUAUGACAUAUAUGAAGCAUAUUGUAAAUAUGGUCUUUAUACACCCAUGUGAGCCCAUACUGGAGUGUUGAAAUCAAACACAGUUAAUUGGAAGAGAGAUUUGACCAUCUCUUGACUCAGCCAUCACUGGCUUGAUCUAUUCUCCCUUUACUUGUCUACACAUAAUAAAGCAAUUAGAAGGGCCAGAGAUGGUUUAGAUGAAACACAAAAUGGUUUUGAUUUGGGCAGAGUGCCUUAUGCAGACAGGUUGAAGCUUUAUUUGAGCUCCAUGUUCUAGGCAUUUUCUUGGAAAAUCAAGCUUAAGCUGGUUGCCAGCUUGGACCAGCAAGAAACCAAUUACCGUGUUCCAAAACACAGCAACCAGCUUCAGCUGGAUUUUCUUGCAGGAUUAAUUUUACAACUGAACUUAAUUCUGUAGCGACAACAAUGCCAGGACUGGAUGUGCAUGUUGUUACAUCCCAGUCUCUGAACGCCGAAUGGUCUCUAGUUCAGCUGUCAGGCUGGUUUUUGUCCACAGUAUAGAUGUUAAUAAAGGAUUAAAAUGCUAUUUUCAUACAUAGAUUAGAGGUGCUAGUCUUUUAAGAGAAGUGCAGAUAUUUAUUAAAAAUAUCUCUGAGUGGAGACAGGAGUUCAAGUGUUUGUUGAGCACUUUGUCUAUAAAUAGACAGUCAGUAGCUGUGAUAUAUAAAUGCAGUACUGGUAAGAGUAAUGCUGUGGAUCCAUGAUAUUCAUUGGAUAAUUUUGAAAGAGGUAAUUCUCAGAAACACACUAUAAAGAUCUCUUAAAUAUCAUAUUUUGUAUAUAAAUGGUUGUGUGUCUGUAAAGUCCCUUUCACAUGAAUUUCACAUGUGUUAAGGCUUUAAUGCGCCUCUCAACUCAAGGCUUUGACCUCCACAAAUAAAGCAUUGCAGAGAGCAUCACGGAAGGGCGAUUUUACAAAGUUACUAUGUAACAAGAAACUGUGAAGUGAAUGUAGUAAACAGUGAAAAUAGUAAAUGCAAACGGAAAAGGUAACAUGUAUGACUGUCUGCCUUUCUUGAUUUUUUCUCAAAAUGUUAUAACAUAUUUUUGACGUGUUGUACAACCCUAUCUAGAUGUGCACAGGCUACGUCAUGUUACGUCACACAAAUUGUCCGGUAAUCAUUGGCCACACUUCGAAAGGUCUGCAGCAACUCUGAGCAGCACGUAACAACGCUUGACAUGCAGCAAAUCUUUAGUUUGACACUUUCAGUUCAGUGCAUUGGGGAACACUGACACAAAUCGUGUGAAAGGGCCUUACAGUGAAACCAAAACAUUGGAAAAUCACAUUUUUGCAAGUUACAUUGCCAUCAGUCAUUAAAUAAAACAACAUUUUGGUCGCACUUAAAAAAGUCAAACACUUCAAGACACCAAAGGUGCUUCAUUGUGUAUUCAUAAUCAAGAAAUUGCAAUAUUGUCCAAAAUGAUGUGAAAUGUUUCACUUCUUUGAUAAUUGUGUUCAUGUUAAUGACUUUAAUUUAUACGUGCCACCUCCAACCAAUUUAUAUAAAGAAAACUUUUCUUUGAAGUUCCUUUGCAAAGGACCCAAGAAAAGACCUUCUCUGUUCUCUCCAUUGUCAGAACACCCAUGUCUAUUAUAUUAAUUUCCCACAGAAAUAAAGCAAUGGUUCCACUGACACUCUUUGACAAUGAGAGCCGACAACAAACUUGUCAUUACAAGAGCGCAAACAUUUCCUCGAUAAAGACAAAUUAAUUGAAGCACUCCAAUCGUGAUUUUGCCUUUGUGGCUUCGCCAUUUAAUUUGAGUGAUAUUUUUCUUUCACAUCCUUAAAACCCUAGACAGACAUUGUCAAACUGAAUGUUCUAUAUUUUACAUAGAGCCCCAGGAAAAAUUUUACGUGCAUGUGAAUGAGAUGGAUAAUUCCAUAUGCAGCUAUGAUACAUUUCCAUAGAACUAUAGCCAUGACCUGGGCAUUUUUGUUUGAAGUAUACAUUUUCUAAAUUCUUAAGAAUAAUGAGUAAAGCAUCUUAAGGCCAGAAACAUAUGCUUGUACCAAAAUGCAUAUGCAAAUGUUCAGCCAACACAUUGCAAACAUGCAAUCCCGUUCUAUCUACAUAUGUAACGUCCAUUCUCGCAUUAUGGUGGUGGUAACAAACCUCAUGUGAGGGGGCAAAAGAGUUACUGUCUGUGCCAUUAAAAUGGAUGUGAAAUUAUUCAUGCAGCUAGCUAUAAUCAUGUCAACCGUUUAACUAACUUUUACUUUAAAACCUGUUGCUCCAGCAUGACAGUAAAGGAAAAGAGAAAUCUCCAUAGAAGAUGCUAAUGCCCACUAGAAUUCAACACUGAGGAUGUGAUGUCACUUUUUGAACUGUGCUUUUUGAACAUUUCAGAAUGGAACAACUGGAAAGCAAGCUUGCAUAGCUAGAAGCAUUUGUAUUUACAUACUCAAGUAUGUUUCUGGCUUUAGGGUUUUUGUUGUCAUUAUGUAAAGUCAGUGAAUUUGUUUAAAGAGAGAAUAGUGUCUAUAUUGUCUUGAAUGAGUUUGCCAAAUGCUAAAGAGACCGAAAUGCAAUUUGAAACAAGAUGAUUUAUUGGUGGAGCCAUGGAGCCAGUGCAAUGACAUGCCCAACUGGGGCUCUGUAUCACUGUGUAGAACUUAAAAAUCAGUGCAGUUCACUUUGUACAGCUAAAAAUAUAAAUACAACACUAUGUAUUAUGACCUAGUCAAAAAAAAAAAAAAAAUAACCCUAUAAGUGAGCUGCUAUUUUUAUUAAAUGCAACUCAAUGGAUAUAUACUUACUUUUGCAGAGCUCUUGUUUACUGUAUGAUAUUUACUGAAAUGCUGUCAAAUAAAACCUUGACAUGGUGUAAAGUAUUCAAGUAAAA
Myxocyprinus asiaticus (Chinese sucker) is the source of this 8186-nucleotide messenger RNA. RefSeq names its product membrane-associated guanylate kinase, WW and PDZ domain-containing protein 2-like. Gene Ontology annotation, molecular function: beta-1 adrenergic receptor binding; SMAD binding; signaling receptor complex adaptor activity. The record is from RefSeq and is a predicted model, not a curated record. NCBI's taxonomy places the organism in Eukaryota, Metazoa, Chordata, Actinopteri, Cypriniformes, Catostomidae. The coding region runs from base 41 to 4621 and encodes 1526 amino acids. The transcript is spliced from 22 exons. Gene Ontology annotation, biological process: receptor clustering; signal transduction. Gene Ontology annotation, cellular component: dendrite; cytoplasm.